UUCACCCAUCAUUCAUGUGGGCAAGUGUGCACGUAUGUAUACACGCGCCCACACGUACACGCUUUCGUGCACGUUCGAUAAAGGGGAUAGAUGCGCGGUUUCCCUCGCUCGUACUGCUUAAUUUACCGCAGAAUGGGGAGAUUGGUCUAAACUAUAUCUCUCUCGAGGCAUAGACGCAACCACACAGACACACAUAAACAAACACACACACGCACACAUGUACACAAGCAUGCGCGCUCAUACACACGUCAUUCAUACAAACUACGUGCCUCCGUGCAUGUGUACGUACACGCAGUAUCCCCCCUUGCUAUCAUAAAAAGGAUAAAAAAAAAAUUUUUUUGAUAACAGAAAACGGCAUUGGUGGCCCUUCCCAACGCGGCAACGGGAAGUGGUAGAAGAAGAGGAAGAAGAAGAAGUGGAGGAGGAAAGAAAGAAAGAAUGAAAGAAAGAAAGAAGAAGAAGAAGAAGAAGAAGAAGAAGAAGAAGUUCCUAACUACAAUCGUGUGACUGCAGCAGCAGCAGUAGUAGACUCACCCCGAGCGGGCGCGGAGAGGAGAGGUGUUGGCUCCUGUCGGUGUACCCGCGCUGCCUCGUGCUGCUGCUAUAUACCGAGUAGUGUGUUGCUGUCGCUGUUGCGAGUGAGAGAAAGAGAGGGAAAGGGAGAGAGAUAGAUACACAGAGAGGCUGCGGUGUCUCUUAAUACUGUAUAGGUCGCGUGUGCCUCUUUAGUUUUCGAGAGAUAGAUAGUAGUGCGUUCACUUGGUUUUAUUUAUUUGUUUAGAAAAACGAAAUAGCUAAAUAAAAAAACUUCGGCAUUUUAAACUUGUGCGUUCACCGGGGUUUAAACUUCACGACUUCGCAACGUAGGAGGAAUACAAGAAGAAGAAGAAUAGAAGAGAUAGAUGGAAAGAAAGGGUAUAAAUACCUCGCCUAAGAGGAGGAAGACUUGACAGAGUAGACGAAAAGAAGUGGGGAUAUUGACCUUCUUCCGUGAGACGCUCGUAUUUUACUGAUAAAUCGUUACUUCAAGAAGCAGGAGCAGUAGCAAUUGAAGCAGAAGUAGCGUUGACAUCUUCUUCUACCAACUUCGGGUGACAGAGGGGGGCCAAAGAUGCGCAUUAAACGUCCGAAAGAAGUCUCUUCGCUUGUGCAUUAAGGGAGCCGCCAUGACGCGGCAGGAACGGAGAUGGAUGCCAGCCCUGGAGGACUCCCCUCGUGAGCGAUGCACAGAACAACGAUCCAUCGGCGGAUUUCGCAGAUGAAAGGAAUUUCAUCGACUCACAAACGAUCGGAUUCUUUGCUCUCAAAGGCGAGGUGAAGGCCUUUAGUUAUUGUUUCCUGUGAGCGGCAGCAGAAAUGAAAAAUAAAAUAAAAAUAAAAAGAGGUUAAAUGCUGAACUAAAAAGGGGUCUCAGUGAAGAUUUGAUAGAUGAAUUGGGAUGAAACGGAAUCGGAAAUAUAGUUUAGAAGGCUCAUAUAGUUAUAGAAAAUCGUCUUUAUAUCGUGACAAAGUCCUAAACCUCAGAACUCAUGCACUGUAAGACUCACCGUUUUAUUUAGCAUUUAAAAAAAAAUCCACUGAAGUCAUAUUCUGCUAAGAGGACCUAAACGUGAUUUAUCAUUAGAAAUGGAACAAAUGUGUCACGUUAACUUUCCAACAGAUAUAGUGUAAUCAAUUAUGAUAUAAUCCACAGCCAGACUAGUUUUAAAGACGAGGGGAAAAAAAGUUGUUCCGAAAUAUGCCCUGAAAUACUGAAGGAUGCCUCUAGAAGGUGUGGUCACAGAUUCAAAUAAAGGAACCAGCUGCGAGUGAAAAGAAAAAAAAGUCUCGAGAUAAAUUUCCCAAAAUGAUAUCGUCGAUGAUGUUUACCAAGAUGACGUCACUGGUCGUCACUGGACUGCUCAUCCUCAUAACGGCGCAAGGGUACAACGCCAACGGCCAAGGUCAAGGUCUACGAGUUCCAGCGGACCGGCGUCCAGUCCGACAGUCACCUGUGGUACUCCGGCCAGCCCCUGACCCAGCCCCUGAGGUCGGUGACCGUCUGCGCCAGGAUGAAGUUCUUCUUCCUGUGGGAGGUCUCGGGUUUUCUGCAGCUCUCGGACGAUUCGUCGGGCACGCUCGUUCACACCAUACAAGCGGGAUUAGUUGUGGACAAAGGCGGCGUUUUCAAAAUCAACCUGAACUACAUCCGCGUGACCUUGGGCAAGUUCCGCCGCUACCACUUCCUGAAGGAACGCCUCAGGGCCUUGACCUGGCACCACCUGUGCGUGACCUUCGGCAACGGGGUCAUGAUAUCCUACCUGGACGGAGAGGAGCAGGAUCGCCACAACGGGAAUCUAUCUGACGUCAUCACAGGGACGCAACUCAAGGUCGGGUCUUGGGACGCCGAUAAGAGCUACAGCGGACAGUUGACGCAGGUGAACUUCUGGAGCCGGAUGCUCUCCGCCGACGAAGUUGUCGCACAAGCAAACUGCGAAGACACCAAAGAAGGGGACAUCGUGGCCUGGAACGGCCCCUGGACGGCCGUGGGAGACGUGGUGGCCUCCACAGAAUCCCUGGAACAGCUGUGUGCCGACGCCACUGGAAACGACUACUACAUUUUCCAGGACUACACGGGUCCCGCUGCUUUCAAGAUCUGCAAAGGACUCGGGGGCUCCGUCCCGACGCCCAAGAACGAAGAGCAGUACCAGACGAUCAAGACGGCCAUCGACACCUACGAGGGCGCAGGCGGGCGGAUCUGCAGCCCCUUCUGGGUGGGAAUCACCGACGUGGAGAACGAGGGCUCCUGGAUACAGGUCACAGACAGCCAAAGAAUUCACCCGAAGUGGUCCGUGGCUGAGCCAGACGGCGACAUCCUGGAGAACUGCGCCGUAGCGGAUGGCCCGAGCGGAUUCUCGGACGCCCGCUGCGAUGACCCGAACUGCGUCGUCUGCGAGGUACCUCGAAGACCAGUCUGGACGCUCCUCGGCGCCUGCGAGCGAUUCAACAGAAACACACAUUUCAUCGCCCUGCAAGAUGAGAACGCCAGGUUCCUCUUCAGGGGUUACUCCGACUACCAGAUCGUCAAGAGUGAGGACACGGACAAGUGGAUCUGGUGGGACUGGCGCAAGAACGAGACGGUGGCGUCGUUGCCGGAACCGGUCAACGGCGCUCCCAUCGGCCGGCAGACUUGGACACUCCUUAGACCCAUGUGCGGAAUGAAUGCUGGCCAGGUCCGCCGGCUCCUGCUGACCCCCUGCGGCACUGGGAACUUCUCCUGCGACGACGCCUCUUGCAUACCGCUGUUCCAGAGGUGCGAUCUGAAGUUCGACUGCAAAGACAAGAGCGACGAGAGCGGAUGCCAGCUCGUGAAGUUCCCGCCCGUUUAUAGACCCGACCUCCCACCAGCCAUCAACAGCAACCUGAAGGCGAAUGAAUCGGCGCCCCUUCCCGUCUCGCUCUACGUCAUCAUCGAAAGCGCUGACGUCGACACGCCCUCUAUGCACAUGCACGUCAAUCUGAAUGUCUCCAUGACCUGGCAGGAGUCUAGACUCAAUUUCCUAAAUCUGAAUGAGGAUUACACACUCAACAGGGUGCCCUACGAGACCAUGAAGGACAUCUGGGUGCCCGUGAUCGACUUCACCAACACCAAGGGCAACCACAUCACGCAGGCGGACACCGAGGCGACCAUGGUCGUUAACAUGUUGGGCAAACCCAGCAUGGGCGACAAUAAGGAACCCGAGGAGUACGAAGUCUACGCCGGACCCGAGAACCCCAUCAGCGUGAGAAGAAAGUACAGCAUCACUUUUCAGUGUCAGUUUGAUCUUAAGAUGUAUCCCUUCGACGUGCAGUACUGCCACAUGGAACUGACGAUGCUGUCGGCCUCGAACCGCCUGCUGGUCUUCGACGAGGCGGCCACCGACGCCAUCUUCGAGGGCAACCCCAAUCUCGUCGAGUACUUCGUCGGGAACGUCGCCAUCGAGUACCUGAACGACAGGGACUUCGCCGUCAUGCUCGUCAAACUGCAACUGCUGCGCCGAUCUGGAUUCAUCAUCAUGAACGUGUACAUUCCUUCCUUGUGUCUGCUGGUGAUCAGUUACCUCACUCUGUACUUCACACUUACAAACUUCCAAGUGAGAGUCCUGGCCUCGCUGACAUCGCUCCUCGUCAUGGCUACUCUCUUCACCCAGGCCUCCUCCUCCCUCCCCAAGACGUCCUACUUCAAGAUGGUCGACGUGUGGCUGCUGUCUAGCAUCUUCUUCAUCUUCCUCAUCAUCGUCGUGCACACCGUAGUGGACAGAAUCCGCGAGUGGGAACUCCUCCCCCCGAGCCCUUCCAAGUCGAAGCCCUCCGACAAGAAGAAGGGCUCCGUCUCCCCCACGCCCUUGGUCAAAGCCGCCGAGCCCACGGAUGACGGCGGCACUGGAUCGCCCGAGGAGAAGAUGAUCCCCGAGGUCGAGGAGACCUCUCCCCCCGAGCUGAGGGAGAGGCACACCAUCGUCCUCUCCGUCUGUCAGCCGACGUCCCCCUCGGACGAUUGCACCAGCGUAGGGACGCCCAAGAAAUACAUCUACGAGGUGAUCAUCCUCGUGGCGCGGAUCCUGGCGUUCGUCAUCCUCAUCUUCUUCAACAUUGUUUAUUGGUCCUUGGUGUCAUCUUAGAGACUUAGAGAUCUAGAGAUCUCAUUGCGUGGUACGGUCUUUGGAUGGACAGGGCCUGCCCAAAGUCAUUCAUCGCCAUUGGUAUCACUGUGGAAGCUCUGAUUGCCUGAGGAGGAGGAGCCGGUGCGCUUUUAGUACAUCAUCACAAAAGCAUCAUGAUGCUGUCGCAUGGACGGUGAAUCUAUGUAAACUUGAUGGCAUCAACGGAAAUGCCCUUAUCUAAGAACACUGUGCAUUUGUAAGUACAAGAAAGUUAGUACCUUCAGGUUACCUUGGUUAAGUAGCUGACUGGAGGUGCGAAAUCUCUUCCCUGUAACUUGGGCGUGAAUCCCAACACUUGCACGAAAAGUUAGAUUACAGUCUUUGAAAACAAAUCCCAUUCCACUGAUAUAAAUCAAGUCUAAAGUCUUAUUAUAAUGUUGAGGUUUUAGACAGGUGAACAUACCCUCUUUGAAAUCUUCCUGUUCUCGCAGAGAUAGUUUCCCUCCUCGGAAAAUCUCUGAUGUUUUCUGAAGCAGAGGAAAAGUCAGCUGCUGAGUCUGUUAGUCGUGACCUCCAACUUUGGUGAGGUAUAACGAAUCACAGAUGAUGAACUUUUAAGGUUUAGAAAACUUCAAAUAUCAUUCUGCUGUUUACACUUUUGUCACAAUUCUACUUUUUAUUUCUCUUUAGGGAAGUAUAGUCAUAGGACAGUCGCAGGAUUUUAUGAUACCUGUAAAGUGAUUGCAGUAUACUAAAACCAUAUACAUGUAUCUUUGUGUGAUAUAGAUACUUAAAAUAUGAACCUUGUGGAUGUGGUAACGACCAUGCCAUGUCUGUGAAUCUGAACAGUCUUUAAAAGAAUUAAUUUUGUAAAUAGAAUAAGAUUCUAUUGUAUAGGAUCAUAAGCGGUAAUUUUAGUAUAUUCAUUUAUCUGUAAAUAAAGACAGUUUAUUUACAUUCAUAUAAACAGACAAGUUCUUAAAAAAACUGGUAUCUAAUGUUAUGUAAGUAUAUUAUAUAUAUAUAUAGAUAUAUAUAUACAGUCAGCCCCCCUUUCUUGCGUAACUUACGGUAUGUAAGUAGAUGAGGGCGCAUUGAAACUCCUUUUAUUCUCGGUUAAUGUACCCUUUCGGAAUACUGCAGAAGCACGCAAUAGCAUUUUAGUUCAAGAUACUAGGAACCAGAAAGUAAAGAAGACAGAAGAAGGUGUUGGUAAACUAGCUGAAAGGUCUUAAUGGAUAAAGAUUUUUCAAGCUAGGGUUGAAUAUCACUGAGUCGUAAAGUAUAUUUUCUUCAACUAGGAUAAUCAAGACUUGGUGACCUUAAUUUUUGCUCAAAUUAUAUUACGACACAAGUUGCUGGAAUUAGCAACUACUCCCUAAUACACUUACCUACACACACACACACACACACACACACACACACACACACACACACACUGACAAUUGUAUAAAAACUUUGGAUAUUUCAACAUCUUUAAUUUAUUUUCAUUUACUGAAGCACUUAUGACUAGCUUGUUACAAGUUUGGAAUUGUGAUUGCAGAUAAAUCUCUUAAUGGAUGGAAAGUUAUCUGAGGAAGAUGGUGGAAUAGUAUAUACAAUAUGCAUAAUGGUAUUCCUGGGAUUUCCUCUCAGCAUAAUGCUGUAAGCUGGCUUGACAAUCAGCAUUAGAAUGCUGACUCAGUGGCCUGUGUGAUUAUUCGCUGAGCUGAAAGGUGGUAAUAUAGUAUUCUUCAAGCCUAGUGAUCCAGAGGGCAAUGUUGGGAUGUAAGAACAGUGGUGUGGGUAUUAUGGCAGAUCAUCACUAUUGGUUGGCCAAAAUCCAGAGGUCUACGCUAGGCUCCCUACUCCCUUUCACACCUUGAUAUCUGUAUGGGCUGCCUUACAUCAAGAUCGUGUGCUGGAAUAAGCCUGCUUAUUCUAAACCAACCACCAACUACUCUGUAAUGGACAAGAAAGAUGUCAUUUCACUGUGUCAUGAGCUAAUUUUAAUGUCAGGUUUGGAAUGGCCACAGAAUAUCCCCCUUAAUUAUUACAAAUCCCAAGGAAUUAUUCUAAACAUGAACCAUCUGCUUGUGUCUCUAUGACACAUGACAAUCAUAAUAGCUUUGGUAACUCUCAGUCAUUAAUGAAGUUCUAAGGAGUAUUAAACUUAUCAAAUGCUCUCUUAAAUGAUGAAAAUGGCCAGCUAAACCCAGACAAAUCAUCAUCUUAGCCUUUUUUAAGCUUUUUGGUACAUGCUGAUAUGCUUCAAGAUUUUCUGCCCCAGUACCGCUGCGGUUAAACAGAACUGUAUAAGAUGCGGUUGAGCUGAAUUUUAGAAAGCUAAAACUGAACUUGCUUAUUAUUUAUUUCCAACGGAGACAAUACUUGGAUAUGCCUUUAUGAAGUUACUGCAAUAUGCAAGACUCGUUGAAAAGAAAUUUUAUCUACAAGUAUUUUUUUAAUAAGACAUUCACCUGAAAUAGUGGAACUACUCCAUAACAUGUGGAGUUGAUGAUUUUUUUAUACAAACAGUUUUUCAUUUUAGCUAACCAGAUUGACAUUCGUUUCUUUUGAUUCUCAAUAUCACCCAGAUGCAUAUUGUAUACAUAUACAUAUAUACUGUAUAUAUGUGUGUGCAUAAUGUUUAUAUACAUAUAUCUGCACAUAAUAUAAAAAAGUACGCUUAUCCCAGAUAGUAUCCAGUCACUCUGUGUACAGUUAUGGCUUUUCAAACAAUUAUCAUUCCCUAUUGUCAGUGUAAAUACUGUUCGACUAAGUAUGUCACUAUGAAAAGCUUGUCAUGGAAUCUGCUAUCUGUAAAUUAGCCAAGAAGCCUAAAGCUCCUUAAUUGUAUUUUCAUAACUCCUCCAUAAGUCCUUGCAAAGUCUUUCAAGCCUCUUCUUAAUCAAAGCCUUCCUUCCUUCCAUAUAGCCUCACUUGUGCAUCUACAGUAGGCCUGAGGUGCUUCUCCAGUGUAAGCCCAGUCACUGAGCUUUCUUCAUCAUGCCUUUAGACAUAGCCUCUUCGCUUCCGCCAUCGAGCUCAUCAUUUUUCUAAGACUGACAUCCUCUGAGAGACCUUCCUUUUGAUAAACCUACCCUUUGAACCCAGCUCCUAUCCCGAAACGUUAGAGACUGAUGUAGAGGCGAAGACACAAGACGGACACAAAGGAGGAGAGACAAUGAUCGAAAGUCGGCAGUCAGAAAGUAGCGUCGACUGAAGAGAACCCCUUUUCAUACACCUUCCCUCUUGGAUCAGUCCCCUUUCACUGAGAGGAGAAUUGCGAGGAGAAAUGCUAAACUUAAAAAAGACGGCCCUUUAAAAGUAAGGCGAGAAAUAUUUUGUAAAUAUUAUCCAUACUCUAAUUUAGAAAGGCGUACCAAAUCAAUUCUUUGGCAAGAGCCCGUGUCAGCUUAAGGCCCCCCUUUUUCUUCUAAAGAGAGGGGAAGACAACCCCUCGAGGGUGCUAUGGAGGCCUUGAAGUGAGGAGAGCCGCUACAGAGCACAACAGGAGAGCACCUCUUAUUAUAUAGGUUGUCGUCGGUGUAUCUCUCUCUCUCUCUCUCUCUCUCUCUCUCUCUCUCUCUUUCCAGUGGUUCUUGAAGAGUUCGUUCUUUUGUGUCGCGAAGGUGAAACACUCAUUGAGGGCUGCUCAAGAGGCCGCGUUUUUCAUAAGGCCUGUCUGAUCUGACAGCAGCAUCGAGGUGAACCAAGACAUACCCAAGAAAAAAAAACGUAAUGCUUUAGAGAUUAGUAGUUGAAGGACAUUUUGUUUUGAGCGCCUCAGUGGCGUGGGUAUGGUAUUGGCGUACCACAUGGGUGGCCGCGAGUUCGAUUCUCGGGCAUUUCAUUGAAGUGUGAGAGAUGUGUAUUUCUGGUGAUAGAAUUUCACUCUCGACGUGGUUAGGAAGUCACGUAAAGCCGUCGGUCCCGUUGCUGAAUAACCACUGGUUCCAUGCAACGUAAAAACACCAUACAAACAAACAAACAUUUUGUUUUGCUAAUGCUGCCUCGUGGAAAUCUGAAGAGAGACUAAGACGUGAAGAAUGAAAGAAUUGACGCUUACGUUCAUUGUAAACAAUGAACCGACGGCUGAAGAAAUCUCAAUUUUUAUGUUUGCGAAAAGUGACUUCAUUUGUUUCUUUGACUCAAAUGGCCUGUACUUUA
Macrobrachium nipponense is the source of this 8774-nucleotide messenger RNA. RefSeq lists its product as uncharacterized. Gene Ontology annotation, molecular function: extracellular ligand-gated monoatomic ion channel activity; neurotransmitter receptor activity; transmembrane signaling receptor activity. Lineage: Eukaryota; Metazoa; Arthropoda; Malacostraca; Decapoda; Palaemonidae. The record is from RefSeq and is a predicted model, not a curated record. Gene Ontology annotation, cellular component: neuron projection; synapse; plasma membrane. Gene Ontology annotation, biological process: regulation of membrane potential; nervous system process; signal transduction.